This is a messenger RNA of Chaetura pelagica (chimney swift), 978 nucleotides long. It is a transcript of the gene HAUS8, whose product is annotated as HAUS augmin-like complex, subunit 8. The coding region runs from base 1 to 978 and encodes 325 amino acids. The transcript has 10 exons. Gene Ontology annotation, biological process: centrosome cycle; spindle assembly. The record is from RefSeq and is a predicted model, not a curated record. NCBI's taxonomy places the organism in Eukaryota, Metazoa, Chordata, Aves, Apodiformes, Apodidae. Gene Ontology annotation, molecular function: microtubule binding. Gene Ontology annotation, cellular component: centrosome; nuclear microtubule; cytoplasm.
AUGGCAGGAGGAAGAGUCGUGAGGUCUCGUUACCUGAAAUACGAUAAGAAGGACCCCAAGAAGGACAUUUCAGGCGAUUCUUUUUCAACUUCUACUGUGAAACCAUCUUCUGCAACUAAAUCAAAACCGGCUUUUCCUCAGAGGUGUAAAACACCUGCUGGUGUUUCCUCUUGCUCAUUCAGACAGAGUGGUUUUGAGAAAGAUGACUUGCAGUCCACUUUGUUAGAUGGAGAUAAAGUUAGUCGACCAGACCUUGAUCUCUCAGCUAUUAAUGAUAAAACUGUCAGAAAAAAGACUCCCGAUUCAAACUCUGCUGGCAAAAGAGAAAAGACACAUCAAAAAAACCAAGACAAUGAUUCUCAGAUAAGAGAGCUGGAAUCUCUGACACUGCUUUUAACUUACCUGAGAAUAAAGGCAGGAAAAAAUCUUGCUGAACUGGAGGAGAAAGCAGAAAAAAACUUGCUAAUGUUAUGUGAAGAAAAGCAGAGACAGCAGGAGAAGCUCUGGGAGUUGAAGCGUGAAAUUAUGCUCAAAGAGAGAGAGCAGAAGCUUGAUGCUGCGUUAGACAAACAGAUAGAAAUACUUUCUCCCCUUGUUCCUGUUUGUGAACGGUUUAAAGAGCAAUAUAAACGCUUUGCACAUUCCCUGGAUGCCACAAGACAUGCAUUACCUAUCAAAAAUAUCCACAUAGAAGGAGAUAUGCUAACAUACCUUGAUGAACUGCAAAAGGAGUUAAGUAUCACCCAGGAACUUCUGCCAGAAGUUAUGCCAAGGCUCUCAGGAGAAAAUACAAAAACACUUGGUGUACUCAAAGAACUUAAAGAAGUGUCUCAGGAAAUGGAUAAAGAGCUUCGAAGGAGCUUCACCCAAGUGCAGAACCUGUCGUUUCAAGUUAGUAAAGAAGUUUCUCUGCAUAACCAGAGAGUGUGUGAAGAGAGACAUGGACUAGAUGAAGUGAAACGCUGGUACUUUGACUAA